CCGGCUCUGCAGAGCUGUGCCAUUUGAAUUUCAGCACAGACAUCCACACACUGUGCUCUCCAUUUCUGGCGUCUCUCCCAGCGCAGAGUUUAGCUGAGGCUCGGGUUUAGUUUCCCCUCCUCUCUCUCUCUCCCUGUAGUGACAGCUUCUCCGGGCUCUGCUCGCCAGGACUCCCGAGCGAUCAUGGAGGAUACUACUUUGCAAAUUAUCGAACCACCAACUGCUUCUGAGGCCUCCGAGGAGCAAGUGCCUGAUGAACCCAUCAAAUCAGACCAGAUCAAUGGUGUGAUGGUGCUGACCCUUCUGGACAAGAUCAUUGGAGCAGUGGAUCAGAUCCAGCUGACCCAAACACAGCUGGAGGAGAGACAGCAAGAGAUGGAUAGCGCAGUGACCAGCAUCCAAGGAGAAUUAACCAAGCUGACAAAGGCGCACACCACCACCAGCAACACCGUCAACAAGAUGCUGGAGAAGGUGCGCAAGGUGAGCGUCAACGUGAAAACCGUUCGGCAGAACCUGGAGAAGCAAGCUGGGCAGAUAAAGAAGCUGGAGGCCAAUGAAGCAGAGCUCCUGAAACGCAGGAACUUCAAAGUCAUGAUCUACCAGCCUGAGAAGAUGCAGAGCGUGUGCUUUGAGCCUUCGCCAGGGACUGCCCUGUGAGCCAUCUCGGGAACAGUUCCCUCCGCCCGCGCUGC
Molecule: messenger RNA, 692 nt
Organism: Antrostomus carolinensis (chuck-will's-widow)
Lineage: Eukaryota; Metazoa; Chordata; Aves; Caprimulgiformes; Caprimulgidae
Product: caveolae-associated protein 1-like
Exons: 2
Coding region: 184-657 (157 amino acids)
Biological process (GO): termination of RNA polymerase I transcription; transcription initiation at RNA polymerase I promoter
Cellular component (GO): caveola; cytoplasm
Molecular function (GO): rRNA primary transcript binding
Source: RefSeq, a predicted model, not a curated record